Molecule: messenger RNA, 1994 nt
Organism: Drosophila novamexicana
Lineage: Eukaryota; Metazoa; Arthropoda; Insecta; Diptera; Drosophilidae
Exons: 3
Coding region: 1-1749 (582 amino acids)
Source: RefSeq, a predicted model, not a curated record
AUGCCCGCUCUGAAUCCCUUCGCCAAGAAUGCGCUUAGGAUAUUUAAAAAGACAACGUAUUACACUUGCGACCCGAGCAAGGAUCUAAUAUCUGUAGUCUAUGAUGACGGCAAUCAACGCUACAAGCUGCACAUGAAUGAACCAAAAAUCAAAUGUUGCUAUAAGGCGAUUCUGCGCAACGGAAAUGGUGCCGAGGCGGACAACGAGUUCAAAUUGCUGCCAUGCACUUAUUUUCCCCAGAAUUUCGUCGUGCCACAACACGUAGAUGCGAUCAUCACCGAAUGCCGUCGCUUGAAGGACAAAAAGCUGUUGCAACAGGAUGCCUUUGGCUUUGUGCAACCAGCGAGACAUGUGGGCAAUCGCACAACUUUGAAUAAUUCAAUUGUAGCUGAAUCCCCUGGGGGUAGACCCAGUGUCCUGCUCUGGGGCAUUGACUCCAUGUCGCGAAUGAACUUCCAGCGGACCAUGCCGUUGAUGUACAAGUAUCUCAGAGAAGAGAACUGGUACGAGCUGCAGGGCUACAACAAGAUGGGAGAUAACACAUUUCCCAAUUUACUGGCACUGCUCACAGGAUUCAACAACACAAGAGCAAUGUCUGUCUGCCGGCCAACAUUUGUGGCUGGCUUGGAUGCUUGCCCAUUACUCUGGCAAACGUACAGGCAGCUGGGAUAUAUCACAGCCUAUGCAGAAGAUUGGGGUCAAUUUUCUACAUUUAACUAUCACAAGAAGGGAUUCGUCAAACCGCCAACAGAUUACUAUCCACGCCCUCUCAUGCUGGCCGUCGAGAAGGAGCUCAAAAAAGUAUUGAUUUCCAAAAUACCCUACUGCGUGGGGCGUCGACAUUAUGCGGAGUACAUUUACGAUUAUGCCAUACAGUUUACUAGGGUGCACAAAAAUCAGUCCACCUUUGGCAUGUUCUGGACGAACUCCUUUAGCCACAACGACUUUGCCCUGCCCUCUUCCAUGGAUGCCAAGAUCCUUGAAUAUAUGCACACAUUACAGAAAAAUGGAAUCUUUGAAAAGUCCAUAAUUCUAUUCUUUAGUGAUCAUGGCAUGCGAUUCGGUCCACUGCGCAGCCUGGAUAGUGGAUUCUUGGAGGAACGCAUGCCUAUAUUAUAUAUCUGGCUGCCAAACUGGUUUAGGCACAAAUAUCCACAGUAUGUGCAUAGUUUACAGCUGAAUAGGAAUCGUUUAACCUCGCCCUUCGACAUCCAUGCCACGUUGCGGCACAUUCUGGAGCUGGACACUCCGCUGGCAGAGCUGUCGCGACCCGAAAGCUGUCCCAGUUGUCAUAGCAUCUUUUACGAAGUAGCCGAGUCGAGGGAUUGCCGGGAUGCGGGCAUUAAUGAUCAUUGGUGUACUUGCCACACGUUCAAAAAAAACUCACGAACGGAUUAUCAUAUUAAGGAAAUCUCACAACAGCUGAUUGAUUCCACAAACGCCUAUCUUGUGGCCAACAAUCUGACUGACGUUUGUCAGACUCUAAGAUUGUCAAAUAUCGAGUCGGUGCAGAGAAAAAUAAGUUUGAAAGCGAAGGCAUUUGAAUCGUAUCUUGUCAGGUACGAGGCCCAACCGGAGAAUGCCCUGUUUGAGGCUUCGACUGAUUGGAAUAACAAAACUCAGCGAAUCUCCAUUAACGUGCCUGAUAUAAGUCGUCUGGACUCGUACAGUCAACUAUCCAAGUGCGUAGAAGAUAAUAUUGCUAAAAAGUUUUGCAUAUGCUAUGACUAUGCAGAACACAAGCCCUGAUAUUGUCUAUUUCCGCGUUUGUUUAUCUCUGAGAUAAAAGCCAACGGAAGAUUUAUUCAGUUCUUCAUUGGAACUUAUAUUAAUAAUAAUACUCAACAGGUCUGAGACAGCUGUUUAAGUCUUUGACUCAUAUAUUAAAUCCAAAAUUGGAUAUUUGAGCUAUUUUCAUCGUGAUAUGCCGUGCACAAAGUUUUAUUUGAAUACAUAAUUGAUGUUAAUAUUAUUAAAUAAGCAUUAAUAGCCAU